AUGACAGAGAUACAGGGCUUUGUGCAUCAAGUUGGUGGCCACUCAACAGCUAAGACAAGUUUAAAAGCUCUCAAUGGCCGCAUUUUAAAACCUUUUCAGAACAAACAGCGAGGUGAACGAGAGCGCGAUUUCUACGAACGUGUGUUUGUAUCAGAGAAAGAAUCGACCGAGUUUGCAGCUCUCAUGAGGUUUCUACCGACGUAUUAUGGCACGAUAGUUGCCCCACAAGCUGAAGAUAAGGAGGAGGAAAUGACGUUUGUCAAUGGAGAAUGUUUAGUAUUAGAAGACUUGACGUGGGGCAGACAAUGGCCAUGUAUUAUGGACGUCAAGAUGGGCACGCGCUCGUACGAAGAGGAUGCGUCAGCCGAGAAGAUCGCGUUCGAGAAGUCGAAAUUUCCGUUGCAAGAGACGGUUGGGCUACGUAUUCAAGGCAUCAAAGUGUUUGACCCACAGCGGCAAAGCUACGUUGAAUUUGACAAGGUUUUUGGCCGUGCUAUUACAUCUGUGGACGAACUUGCUUUAGCGUUCCGACGCUACUUUCCCGUUCAAGACACGAUAAAAACCAUCAAGCUAUUGGAAGCGUUUUUGCGGCGUCUCGACCAGCUGAAGACGUGGUUUGACGACCAGCAGGGGACGAUGUUCAUCGCCAGCUCUUUCCUCUUCCUCUAUGACGGCGUGGAGUCUGUGGAAGAAGCUAAGCUCACCUCAGAAGCGUACAAAGCUGACAUUCGUCUCAUCGACUUUGCCCACGUGACGCAUCCAUCUUUACCUAAGCAUGACGAAGGCAAGGGCAGCUUUUGUGUAGCCUUGUAUGACAACAACGAAUCCGUGUUACCGCGAGCUUUGUCUCCCGGAUCGCUGCAGCUGUCGGUCAUUGGUACCUAUUUGCAGGCCAAGCUGGAGUCCAGACGGAGCGGCGCCACACGCGACACCAAGUGA
This is a messenger RNA of Peronospora belbahrii, 939 nucleotides long. The record is from the annotation of a GenBank genome assembly. NCBI's taxonomy places the organism in Eukaryota, Oomycota, Peronosporomycetes, Peronosporales, Peronosporaceae.